UAACAAUCUUUGCAUUUUCAAUUGUUUGCUGCUUGUUUUCAGAGCUGAACUGAGUCUACAGCCUGUAACUGAAGGCGAGGAACAGUACGAGCACUCCGAGGGUUUCACUUACAAUGAGGUGAUUCAGCAGCCUGGAGAGCGUCUACAGAAAACCUGCUAUCUUCAUGGAGACAGCUCCCAGAUGCUGAAGAUCAACAUGGUUCCUCUUCCAGAUGCUGUGAUGUCACAUAGCACUGAGGAGGAGUUUGACAAGCCCAUUGUUUUGCACCUGUGGCCCACCGUUCUCCUCCGCAACCUUCUGCCGUACCCCAUCACCUUCAAGUUGAAGGGAAAUGGAGAUUUCCCUUCUACCUCACUAAAAGAGGGCCACUCCUCCCAGAUCCACACAGCCAUCAUGGAUUUCUCCACUCUGGAGUUGAGGCUGCUGGGAUACCUGCAGCAGGACUGGGAGUCCCAUUACAGUCUCUGCAGCGACCAUGACGAGAUCAAUUUCAUCAAAUUCCGCUCGCUGGGAUUGGACGAGGAGCCGGAGGCGAGGCCGGAGCUGGACAUUGCUGUCCAUGUUAAGAAGGAGGAGGGUCAAGCGGUGGUGGCCAUUCACUCCCCUUACUGGAUGGUGAAUAAGACAGGCAGACUGUUACAGUACAAGGCAGAUGAUAUUCAUCGCAAACACCCGAAGAAUUACGACAUGCCCCUCCUCUUCUCCUUCAAACCACGCAACUUUCUGCAGAACAACAAGAUUCGCUUGAUGGUUUCAGAAAGUGAAUUAUCAGACGAUUUCUCUAUCGACACCGUCGGGAGUUAUGGUGACGUCAAAUGCAAAGGCAGACACAAGGAUUACAUGGUGGGAGUAAAGAUCGAUGCAACCAGCUUCAGUUUGACACGGUUGGUGACGUUCCUGCCUUUCUACAUGCUGGUCAACAGAACCAAGCAUGUGCUUCAUGUCUGUGAGGAGGGUGUAGAGCUCUGGACAGAGAUGCGACCCGGACAGGCUGCUGUUCCAUUCUGGCCAGAAAAAGACUCAAAGAAACUCAGAGUCAAAGUGGAGGGCUGUCAAUCAUCGCCUCGGGCAUUUGACUUCCACCAACCAGAGAACUGCCUCUUGCUGCACCUGGACAGAACUUUGGGUGGGAUCAUCGUGGAUGUGAAUCUGACAGAACAUUCCGAUGUGAUCCGCUUCUCUGAUUACCAUGAUGGUGCCGCUCCAUUCCUCCUCAUCAACCACACAAAGGACGAGGUGCUACAGUUCCAUCAGAGCACCAAGAAGCGGAAAUGUUCUACUUGGGUUCAGAAUGAGAUACUGGAUAUCUCUUUAUCACUGGGGGAAGAGAUUGAGCCCCUCUGCUCUCAGGCAGAAUUCGAUAAGCUGGAUCCAGGUCAGGCGGUCUACUACACUUGGGCUGAACCCACCGGCUCAAGAAUCCUGAGCUGGAAAUGGGGCAAGUUCAAAGGAGAGCUGAAGAGUGAAGAGGACCAGUUGUUGGAUGUGAACGAGGAGGGAAAGCUUUUCGUCAUCUCAUUUUAUGAAGGCCUCCAACGUGUGGCACUUUUCACCACAGAGCGGCGUGUCUACAAGAAGAUUUGUGAGAACGAGAAAGUUGAGCUGGCUGAACAAGAAAUCAGCAUCUCGUUACAGAACAUGGGCAUUUCACUGGUCAACAACACCACCAGCCAGGAAGUGGCCUUCAUUGGCAUCACCAGUUCUGAUGUGGUGUGGGAAACAAAGCCUAAGAAGCGCAGCCGAUGGAAGGUUUUGAGUGGUAAAGAGGCUACAGUGUUGGAGCAGCGCUACAAAGAUUAUAUGGAGAGCGGUCCAGUGGACAGCACCAUCAUUGACCUAGAGAACGACUACCAGGUGUUGUUUGCUGCAAAUGGGGUGGACAUGAGGAUAAUGCAGCCCUUUGAUGCUCCUCUCAGGAGGAACUUCCUGCCAGCACUAAAAGUGGAGUACAGUGUCUCCACCCGUCAGAAAACCUACCGAGUCCAGAUCAACAGGAUUCAGAUCCAAAACCAGUUGCCUGGAGCCAUCUUCCCAUUUGUGUUCUACCCCGUCAAACCGCCCAAGUCGGUCAGCAUGGACUCAGAGCCGAAACCGCUCGCUGAUGUCAGCAUCAUCACCAGAGCAGCCGGACACUCAGACAUUCUGCGCAUCAAGUAUUUUAAAGUGUUGAUUCAGGAGAUGGACCUGCGGAUGGAUCUCGGGUUCCUCUAUGCCAUACUUGAGCUCCUCACUGCUGAACAUGCCAGUGCUGUCACAUCUGAACAAGAGGUGGAGUUGUUUGAAAAGGACAUUGAGUAUCUGAAGACUGAGUUGAAUCAUGUUUCAGCCACAGACACAUCCCCCAUCAGCCUGUACGAGUACUUCCACAUCUCUCCCAUAAAGCUCCACUUGAGUUUCUCUCUGAGCACCGGUGGUGAAGACGGGAAUAAGAAAGAGAGAGAGACAGAGAUCAUUCCCCUUCAGUCUCUCCACCUGCUGCUGAAGAGUAUCGGAGCGACUCUCACUGAUGCUCAGGAUGUCCUCUUCAAACUUGCCUUUUUUGAGCUGACGUACCAGUUCCGCACCACUCAGCAGCUGCAGUCAGAGGUCAUCCGCCAUUACUCCAAACAGGCUAUCAAACAGAUGUAUGUUCUGGUUUUGGGUUUAGACGUCCUUGGGAAUCCAUUCGGACUGAUCCGCGGUCUGUCUGAAGGCGUCGAGGCCUUCUUUUAUGAGCCUUAUCAGGGUGCCAUACAGGGACCAGAGGAGUUUGUGGAAGGGAUGGCACUCGGGGUGAAGGCUCUGGUUGGAGGGGCUGUGGGCGGUCUGGCAGGAGCGGCGUCUCGGAUCACGGGAGCAAUGGCUAAAGGUGUGGCCGCCAUGACGAUGGAUGAGGAGUACCAGCAGAAGAGACGCGAGGCCAUGAACAAGCAGCCCAGCGGACUGAGAGAAGGACUGACGCGAGGAGGGAAAGGACUGGUGUCUGGUUUUGUAAGCGGCAUCACUGGCAUUGUGACUAAACCAAUUAAAGGAGCUCAAAAGGAAGGAGCGGCGGGUUUCUUUAAGGGUGUGGGCAAAGGCUUGGUUGGAGCUCUGACUAGACCAACAGGGGGCAUCAUUGACAUGGCCAGCAGCACCUUUCAAGGCAUCAAAAGAGCCGCAGAGACGUCUCAGGAUGUGGAGAGUUUGCGUCCUCCUCGUUUCAUCCAUGAGGAUGGAGUCAUCCGGCCGUAUAAGGAGAGAGAGGGAAUCGGCAGCCAGAUGCUGCAGAGUAUUGAAAAUGGACGGUUUGCCAAGUACAGGUACUUUGCUCAUGCUAAGGUGAACGAAUCAGAUUUCCUGAUGAUCACUAAAAGAGGAAUAUUUUUCGUGACUAAGGGCACGUUUGGUCAGCUGACGUGUGAGUGGCAGUAUCUCUUUGAUGAGUUCACUAAAGCGCCCAUGAUCGUGGAGGGCAGGAGACUGCGGAUAGAAGCAAAGGAGCGAGUCAAGUCAGUGUUUCAUGCCAAAGAGUUUGGGAAGAUCAUCAAUUUCAAAACCCCAGAGCUAGCUAAGUGGGUUCUUGCCAAGCUUGAAGAUGCCAGGGAAAGUCUGCCGAAGUAACGACAGUUGAAGCUGCUGUGUGCCUUCUUUAUGCUGCUUUUGCAGUGUGCCAAUUUAAAUUAUACCCACAAUGCAACGGUCAUUCACUAACCACUAAAACCCACGCCGGAAAUGACUGUUAGACUGUGUGUUUGUGUGUUGAGUUUACAUUACACCUGUACCUCUCUGUCCUCACCCGCUGUCAGAGCUCAAUCUGUCCAAUCCCUUAUUUGCGUAAACACCAAGCUCAUUUACAUAUUAUGUCCUUUACGAUGUGCCUCGACACGCAGUUCAGCCACUCGAACCAUGUGCAAGUCUGACGUCUCUUAUCAAAAGUCACACUAAAGUGUAAAUUUUAUAAAUGUAUUAAUAAAGACCAAUACACUGUAUGUAUAUUAUAUUUGUCUUUACAUGUGGGUGUUUAAACAAAAAUGACCAGGAAUGUUUGAAAAUGGUAAUCUCUUACUGUAUGUACAGGAGAGCAGGGAUAUUUUUUAACGUGGCUUUGCAUGAAAUUCAGUGUCUAUUUAAUUGAUUCUCCAGCUCAACAGUAAAACCCGAUGGCUGUUUGACUGCUUGCGUUAUUGAACAAAUAUGCAACCUUUAAUAUUAGCUUUUGUCAAUUUACUUAAUGAAUGUCAAAUGAUUUGACAUUAAAGUCCACAUGAAAUCAAAAUCGAUGCUAUUUAUUGACCCUGAUGUCACCAAGGCCUUGUGGGCAACCUGUAAAUGAUGUAAACCAAUAGCUGUUUAGUGUCUGUUUUAGUCAUUCUUGCCAAUAGUUAAUGCGGUUUAUUAAUAUAAGAAAUGUUACAGCAAUAAAAGCAAAUGGUGUUAAGUUGAUGGGAUACAUCAAGUUUCCAGGUGGCUCUAAUAAAUCUGAUUUCUGGGACAAAAUGUGCAUCUUUUGCACAAGAAUCUGCAUACAUUCAACAUUUUUAUUAUAUAUAUAUUUUUCAUUUUAAUCGGAAGUGCAUGAGGUUAGGAAAGCAGAACUGUGAAUGCGAUAUCAUGUUGACUUUAAAGGCAAAGAAAUGCAUGACAUUUUCUUGUCAUUUUUAAUUGAUUAUGCACAUUUAAUAAAUGUAUUUUGAAAUUUUGUUUGAUUUAUUUUUUUUUUAUUUGAAUUGUAAUGAGUAACAACAUAUAGCUGUAUAUCCUUGUUUAAUAAAUAUUAUCAAAGCAGAUAAAGACAUUACAGUUUAAAGGCACUUAAGGCAUUCAUUACAUUACAGCUUUCAACCGCUAGUAAACAUACUGAGGUAAAAUAAAGUAUUAAACUAUGA
Megalobrama amblycephala (Wuchang bream) is the source of this 4848-nucleotide messenger RNA. RefSeq names its product vacuolar protein sorting-associated protein 13A-like. Lineage: Eukaryota; Metazoa; Chordata; Actinopteri; Cypriniformes; Xenocyprididae. Gene Ontology annotation, biological process: autophagy; protein targeting to vacuole; protein retention in Golgi apparatus. The transcript has 27 exons. Gene Ontology annotation, cellular component: extrinsic component of membrane. The coding region runs from base 182 to 3583 and encodes 1133 amino acids. The record is from RefSeq and is a predicted model, not a curated record.